ACCUGUGUAUGUCGCAAGCAAAAGAGUACAGAGACAAUACCCCUUUCUCUCUCUUAUUCUUGAUUACCUGCAACACUCUUCCCAUUAUUCAAAGUCCCGUCUUUCACCUCCUUCUUUUACCAUUUUUAUUGUUGCAUAUCCCAUUUGGAGGACUAUUAGCUUGGGUAAUGUAUUUUUUCCUUGAAGAAAUUUAAGCAGAACCAGAUGCAACAAGCAUAUGAAAUAUGUAUUUUGUUGAAAUGCUAAUGUUAAAGAUGGAUAUGUGGAAUUGAUAAGACAAAAUGAAUAAAGUAAUAAUGUAAUGCUGAAAGAUUGAUGAAGAGAUGUAGAAGGUACAAAUUGAUCAAGGUGUUCUUAUGUUUUACCCAUACUCAUGGAAAAAAUGGAGGAAAAGAGGAGAAAAUAAAGCUGAAUAGAGAAGUAGACUCAUGUAGCUGGCCCCAAGUAGUGAGUAAGUGACAAAGACUAGCAUCUUUGCGCGUGUCCCAUCCUCUUCUCCAACCUUUUUGACAAAGGUCAAAAUAUUGUUGCCAACUCCCAUGGAGGUUAAACUAUGGAAUGAUAAGCGGGAAAGAGAAAUGUACGAAAACUUUGCAGAGCUCUUUGCUAUAAUAAAGGCAACCGAAAAGCUCGAGAAGGCUUAUGUUCGUGACAUCAUUUCACCAGCUGAAUAUGAAGCGGAAUGCCAGAAGUUGAUUGCUCAUUUCAAAACUUUAUCUUCCACGUUGAAAGAUACCGUACCUAGCAUUGAGCGAUUUCAUGAUACCUACAAAAUGGAUUGCCCUGCUGCCUUAAACCGGCUUGUGACCUCUGGGGUGCCUGCCACUGUGGAGCACCGUGCCGCCGCUGCUACAUCAUCUGCAUCCUCAGCUUCUGUUGUGGCUGAGUGUGUGCAGAACUUCAUCACUGCGAUGGACUCUUUGAAGCUGAAUAUGAUUGCUGUAGACCAGGUCCAUCCCCUUUUGUCAGACCUAUCAUCUUCCCUUAAUAAACUUUUAAUACUUCCAUCUGAUUUUGAGGGGAAGACAAAGAUGAGAGAGUGGCUCUCAAGGCUGUCAAAAAUGGGAGCUGCAGAUGAGUUGACAGAACAGCAGGCCCGUCAACUCCAUUUCGAUCUUGAAUCAUCAUACAAUUCUUUCAUGGCGGCACUGCCCUCUGCUGGAACUUAAUUGCUUAUUUCAGGUGAUAUGUUUGUACAUAUGUGGCUGAAUUCUUGUUUUUUUCCUACAAAGUUUAUACUACAUAUGAUGCUUAAUUUGGUCGAAGUGCUGAUUGACGAGGAUUCAGAAAAGAGUCUUGUAAUUUGUGGAACUUGUGUCUGGUGGUUCCAUUUUAUUCAACAUGAACUCAGCCCCAGACAAGAUGCUUAUUUGGUUUGCAUGUCUUUUCUUUUGUUACAUUAAUCAUAUUACAAGAAAAUAUUGAGCUGUUAGAUAUGCUUUUGUAAAUUUAAGUGGAAAUUUUGAUGUAAAACUAAGUUCCAUGGUAUUAAAUCAACUCAAGUAAUAUCACAUUUGUUAUUUUGGUUA
This is a messenger RNA of Solanum pennellii, 1529 nucleotides long. Its product is annotated as vacuolar protein sorting-associated protein 28 homolog 2. Gene Ontology annotation, molecular function: protein-containing complex binding. The coding region runs from base 540 to 1169 and encodes 209 amino acids. NCBI's taxonomy places the organism in Eukaryota, Viridiplantae, Streptophyta, Magnoliopsida, Solanales, Solanaceae. The transcript is spliced from 3 exons. Gene Ontology annotation, cellular component: ESCRT I complex. Gene Ontology annotation, biological process: protein transport to vacuole involved in ubiquitin-dependent protein catabolic process via the multivesicular body sorting pathway. The record is from RefSeq and is a predicted model, not a curated record.